UGGUGAUCUAAGAAACUCAAACAUGCUCAUUAUAACAAGAUGACAGUAGAUCUAUAUCAUGAGAUUGAUGAAGCCGUCCAGAAGCGGUUGUAUCAAGAUCUGCCCAAUAAGGAGUCGUGUAACGUGUUGUUGUUCACCACAACUUUAACUCCCGAACUAGUCGACUUUUUAAGCAAUGACUAUAAUUUCGAACUUGUUUUAAGGUUAGUAAAUAACUUGAAAGAACAACUAUAUAUAUCGAGUAUCAAGGAUUCUCACCAACGUUUUAAAACACUAAUACAAAUCCUUUUCACUAGAUUAAUAUUGAAUUAUUUAACUAGUGAUUCAAAACAUUUGUGGGAUAAAAUUAGGUUCACCUAUAAUAAAUAUGGAAAACCAUCAAUCGAGAAUAUGUCAGCUUUCACUUUUAACUCUUCAAGUUCUAAUUCUAUAAUAAGUAUCAUUGUACAAUUCAGUAAUAGUGAUAGUCCUAUAGGUAUAGAUCUAUCGCAUGCCAAACAAAAUGGGAUAUCACCUUCAAAUUUUAUCGAAGAGUUUCGACCAAUAUUUGGCUCUAAUGAGUUGAAGUUAUUACAGUCAAUCGAAGACUCCGAUAGUAAAUAUUUUACAUUUAAUCAUAUAUGGACAUUAAAGGAAGCAUUUACGAAAUUGCUUGGGUGUGGUCUAAAUAUCGAUUUAUCAGAAUUUGACUACGAUAUAAGGAGUUCUUUACUUGAAGAUAUUCAUACUAGAGAUAUACUCCACUAUAGUUCCAGUAAAAUGGUAAAUGAAUACUUACUCAAUUACAAUACAGAUAUUAUUAUUAAUGUUUCAAAGCUCAAAUCAAACCAAAAUGCAUUUCUAUUAUCGCUUGAUAACUUUCAUAAUUUCUUCAUAUAUUCGUCUAUACUACAACCAAGAAGGGAACAUGAUUUACCCGUUAUAAUCACAUUCAUUAAUCAAAUUCCAAUAGACAAAAUACGAUCAUUUGAAUUUAAUAUGUUGAACAUUCUUAAAACAUGCGUAUAAAUAAAAUGAACUUCCGGUAAGUUACAUAAGUUAUUAGGGAUAUCUAAUAUACAGUCACAGUAUAAUCUAUCAAAGUUUAUGCAAGUAAGGCGUAAGAAGCUGCUCAGCCUCAUAACUUAAAAAUUAAUUAGGGGCUAUCAUAUACAUGAUUGCUUAAAACGCCUUCUUAAUACCCAUUUUGCUGGUAUACUUUAACCCCUUCAAAU
Scheffersomyces amazonensis is the source of this 1214-nucleotide messenger RNA. RefSeq names its product holo-[acyl-carrier-protein] synthase (gene LYS5). Gene Ontology annotation, cellular component: cytosol. The transcript has a single exon. Gene Ontology annotation, molecular function: magnesium ion binding; holo-[acyl-carrier-protein] synthase activity. Bases 40 to 1008 code for a protein of 322 amino acids. NCBI's taxonomy places the organism in Eukaryota, Fungi, Ascomycota, Pichiomycetes, Serinales, Debaryomycetaceae. The record is from RefSeq and is a predicted model, not a curated record.